AUGGACGAGCAAGUUCGGCAGCAGUUCGACUUGCUGAGGCAGGAGUUCGCAGCCCGAAUGAGUCAGACCGUCGACGAGAUGAGGAGGCUGGAGAACGAUAAUCAACGGCUUCAGCAGCAAGUAGCAGGAGGCCUCGCGGCGAUCCCGCAGGCGAUCGAGCGCAUGGGCGAGCAGAUCCGAGGAGCUACGCACGCGGGAGGAGCCGCACCAGGUCUCGUCGACACGAAGGGGAUCGGCAAGCCCACGACGCUAGGCGACGAUCAGGAGAAGUUCGGAGCUUGGAACCGCAAGAUGGAGAACUACGUGAUAGGCGUGUACGGAGAGAGCUUCCGUCCUGUUCUCCGGUGGGCGGCAGAAGCCGAACGCCCCGUGACGAUCGAAGGGGCACAGGAGGCGCACGGAGGAGUACCAGAGCUGGUGACCAAGAUCAACCAGCUGUACGCGGCGCUGAUCAGCACGACGGCGGACGGCAGCGAGAGCAACGACCUCGUGACGGGCGCACCCGACGGGAACGGUCUCGAGGCCUGGCGGAAGCUUCACCGCAGGUGGGACCCGACGACAGGUCCGAGGAAGAGGCUGAUCCUGAGGUCGAUCAUCUCGCCUCCGAAGUGCAACGCGGAAGAGCUGGGGUCCGCCUUAGAGAAGUGGAUCCAGCAGAUAGGCAAGUACGAACGCCGCCAAGGAGAGGACGGGCUGGCCGAGCUGCCGGAGGAUAUCAAGAUGGCGGCCCUCGAGAUGCUCGUGCCUCAGGACAUCGAGAACCACCUCGUACUCAACAAGCAUCGGCUCGUGACGUUCCAGGACAGCCUGAACGAGGUAAUGACGAUCGUCGAGGCUCGGACCGGCGUGAAGAUCAAGGAGCCAUCGAUCCGCGCACGGGCGCAUCAUCCGGACGACAUGGACGUCGGAUCGUUCGGAGCCCCGAAAGGAAAAGGCAAAGGCAAGGGCAAGGACGGCAAGAGCAAAGGGAAAGGCAAGACCCAGGAGCCGAAGGGGAAGAGCAAAUCGACGAGCGGAUCAUACUCAGGGGGCAGCCGCGGCGGCAAGGCCGGCGGCAAGGCGGCAGGCAGCCUGGAGGAGGAGCCUGAAGCGGAGGUCGCCGCUCUGGACAUGGGCAGCUUGGACUGCCUGGAGCUCGCCAGCGGCAACGGCCGCGGCGUAGCGGCGGUCGACCUCUCCCCCUUCGUGCAGGACGACUGGAUGAAGUUCAACUGGGACAGCGGUGCAGCUGUCUCAGCAUUCCCGCGGAGCUUCGCGCCGCCGACGGGAAUGAAGGGCAACGGCAGCACGUAUCGCACGGCCAGUGGUGAGCUCGUCCCGGACGAGGGCAGCUUGCAGCUCAAGGCGGAGGACGAGUACGGAGUGCUACGAGCACUCAAGGGACGCGUGACGAACGUGCACAAGCCGUUGAUCUCGGUGGGGCAGGCAGCAGGAGCUGGACAGUGUUCAUUCCUAGGCCGCAAUGGCGGCUGGAUAUUCCACGAGAAGAGCCAAAUCGGCAAGCGCGUGGUAGGCAUGCUGGAGAAGGAGGCGAAGACGGCGAAGCACCAGAUGCUGCCGGUCUAUCGUGAGCAGGGCGUCUACAACUUCUACCUCAAGAAGGGCCAACAUGGCUCGGUUGCUCCUCUCGAGGAGGGAUUUUCGGCGAAGUCGAAGUCCGAGCUGGUGGAGAUACUCAGCGGCAAGUCGAAGGAGGAGCUGCUGGAGAUCCUCGAGAGGACAGCACCUCAUGAGCCCUCUCAGAGGGAGAUCGUCGAGCACGAGGCGAUGGGACACGCGACUUACCGUAGCUGGUGUCGCGUGUGCAUUGCGGCAAAGGGCCAAGGCCAGCCGCAUCUCCGCGCACCGGAGGACGACGAGACAGCGGUGCCGGUGGUCUCGUCCGACUACGCCUUCAUGGGCCAGGACGACGCGGACACCAUGCCGAUGCUGGUCCUUAGGGAUCGACGCUCGAAGAUGAUGGCAGCGACAUUCGUGGAGAAGAAGGGCGACGACGCCUACGCCAUCAAGUUCUUCGCACGCUUCUUACGGAUCCUGGGCUACAGGAAGAUCGUCAACAAGUCCGACGGCGAGCCAGCGAUCCUGCUGGUCAAGAGGCGUGCGGUGGAGGAGGUUCCUGGCCUCGAGGCCAUUCCCCAGGAGUCGGCACCGGCCGAUCAUCAGGCCAAUGGGGAGAUCGAGGUCACGGUGCGCGAGAUCAAGAAGCAGGUGCGAGCGCUCAAGAUGGACCUGGAGUCCAAGCUGGGCGUCAAGGUGGAGGACAAGCACCCAGUGCUAGCGCACCUGCCGGAGCACGCCGCAUCGGUGAUCAACCGAUACAGGCGCGGCCAGGACGGCAAGACCGCUCUUCAGCGGCUCACGGGACGGCAGUGGAGGAAGCCGGUCCCGCUCUUCGGUGAGCGCCUGAUGGUGCGGUUCGCCGGGGAGCGCACGAGGAAGAACGCGCUGGAGGAGCAGAUGGUGGAGGCUCGCUACAUCGGCCACCACCCGCGCGACGGCUCGAUGAUGGUCAUCACGAGCGACGGUGUGAAGAAGGCGGUCGGCUUUCGCAGCCUGCCGCAGAGCGAGAAGUGGAUCACGGCGGGCUGGGACAGCCUGAAGGGCCUGCCGUGGGACGUGGCUCCGCGUGCGGCCAGCGCGCCGCGGGCCAUCGUCGGACCGGGAGAGGCCGGUCCGCCACCGAUUGUGGUGGUGCCGCCGCAGCCGCAGGCGCCGAGGAGGAUGUACGUUCUCAAGGCGGACGUCGAGCGGCUGGGCGCAACGCCGGGAUGCCCAGGGUGCGUCUCGAUCGCCAAGCACGGCAAGGUGCUGGCUGGCCAUGCGCACAACGCGGUGUGCAGCAAGAGAAUCUUCGAAGCGCUGGACGCUGAGGAGGCAGGCCGGGAGAGGUCGCGGCUGAAGCGCUUGGCGGAGGUGGCCCCGGAUGACGUGCCGGAGGCCCUCGAGCGCGGUGAUCCACAGCCGGCAGACGUGCCGGUACCGGUGGACAUGGAGGAUCUCGCGGCGCAGCCGGCGCCAGCGGAAGGACCUCAGCUGCCAGCUGGAGUGGCAGUCGUGUGGAACGCCAGUGAGGGGAGACACAUGCGGGUGCUCGCUCUCGACGUGGCGUCGAUCGAGCUGGUCGAGCUCGGAGUGCUGACGAGGGCGAAGGCGGAGUUGCUCCCGCUCGUUCGCGAACAGGUCAGCGGCCAUUGGGCCAGUGUCGGCGUGGACAUCGCCGACGAGGAGGUGGACAGCAUCGCCUUAUCGGCGUUGCAGCUGGGCGCCGUGGACGUGGCAGAAGUGCACUCGCCACAUCGGUUCUCGGCUCGGGCGGCGGAGUUUCAGUUGCGCCCGGGCUUCGCGGCGGACCUGGAGGAACUCAAGGAGGACGGGGCGCCAUGGGACUUGCGGCGACCCGAGGAUGUCAAGGAGCUCGAGGAGCAGCAGGAGCGGAUGGAUCCCAUCCUGCUCACGGGGUCCCCUCCAUGCGAGAAGUUCAGCUUGCUGAGGGGCCUGAGCGCCAAGUUCAGGACCGACGAGCAGGAGGCGGCUGAGAUGGAGGAGGCCAGACACCACCUGAAGGUGGCAGUCGACGCCUACUGGCGUCAGCUCAGGAAGCCAGGCAGGUACUUCCUGCAUGAGCAUCCCUGGAGCGCGCGAUCGUGGAAUGAGGACAUCGUCAAGGAGCUGGUCGCGCAUCCAGGAGUCUUCACGGUCAAAGGCCCCAUGUGUCGGUGGGGCAUGAAGCUCACGAACCCACGCAGUGGCCAGGAGGAGUUCGUGCGCAAGGAGACCGGGUGGGUCACCAACCACCCAGGCUUAGCCCGGAGACUGCAGGGCACUUGCAGCAAUGUGGACGGCCGCGCGGAGUGGCAUCGCCACAUCACGCUCGUGGGCGGCAUCGCGCGGUUCGCGAAGGUCUAUCCACCGAAGUUGGUGGAGGCGGUGCUGGAGGAGCUCAAGGACACGCUGAAUGACGUGGGGGAGCUCAGCACCGCCCAGGUGCAGCAGUCGGGCCCAGUCCCUGUGGACGCGGCGGUGCCGCCCGGGGACUGGACGAGCUAUUGGGACGACGUCAAUGGCGGCUACCUGGAGGCGGGCCUUGUGGCCCAGGCUCGCGCGGUCGAGCGCGAGUGGGUCAAGAAGCAGGAGCUGAUCGAGAUCGUCCCGAGGUCUCAGGCUUUCGCUGAGACUGGGCGUCCGCCCAUCCCACUCAAGUGGGUCGACACGAACAAGGGUGACGCGGAGAGGCCCAACUACAGGAGCAGGCUCGUCGUGAAGGAGAUCAAGGCGAAGAAGCGUCCGGACGAGCAGCUGGAGGUGUCCGAGGUCUUCUCGGCAAUGCCUCCUCUGGAGGCCAUGCGGUCGCUGGUCUCGCUGAUGGUCACGUGGACGCGGGAAGCACCGCUCCACAUUCAGGAGUCGCUUCGCAAGAAGGGCAGGAAGCCGGGCAACUUCAAGAUCGGCUUCUUCGACAUCAGCAGGGCGCACUUCUACGGGAAGGCGCAGCGGAGGAUCUUCGUGGAGCUGGAGGAGGAGAGUCGCAAGGAGUACGGCGAGGACAAGUGUGGCUUACUCCUCAAGUCCUGGUACGGCACGCAGGACGCCAGCAAGAUCUGGCAGGGCGACUACACGGAGCUGCUGGAGGAGCACGGCUACAAGGCGGGCGUAUCGUGCCCAGCGGUCUUCUACAAGGAGGAGGACGAGACGAGGCUGCUGGGGCACGGCGACGACUUCGCGGUGCUGGCUCAGCAGCAGGAUAUCGACAGCUUCGAGGCCACGUUGGGCAAGAAGUACGAGUUCAAGAAGACUGCGAACCUCGGCUUCGACGAGGGCGACGACAAGCAGGCGGUCUUCCUGAAUCGGGUCAUCGAAGUCAGUGCGGGAGCUCCGCCUGGCGGUGGCCGGCCCUGCCGGCAUGCGAUGAUCGAGCCGGGCAAGCGGCACGCAGAGAUCGUGAUCGACGAGCUGGGUCUCAGCAAGGCCAACGGCGUGGACACGCCGAUGGAGAAGCGCAGCGCCGACAAGCAGAUGAUGGAUGCGAAGUCGGCGGCGCUGGGAACGGCGGAAGCUUCGCGCUUCCGAUCCCUCACCAUGCGGGUAGCCUACCUGUCUCAGGACAGGCUGGACUUGGCAGAGGCAUCGAAGACGCUCGCUAGGUCCAUGCAGACGCCGACGGAGGCGAGUUGGCUCAUGCUCAAGAGGGUUGGCCGCUACCUCAAGCGGCAUCCCAGUACGGUGACGGUCUUCACGGAGCAGAAGAUGUUCGACAAGAUCCGGGUGUACGUGGACUCCGAUCAUGCGGGCUGCGCAGUCACUCGGAAAAGUACCGGAGGCUUCGUGGCGAUGCUGGGGCAUCACGUCAUCAAGCACGGCAGCAAUUUGCAGUCGACGGUCUCUCUGAGCAGUGGGGAGAGCGAGUACUACGCCCUGGUCAAGGGCGGGAGCGUGGGCCUGGGUCUACACAGCCUCUUCGCAGACUGGGGGCUGGACCUGAAGGUGGAGCUCGCCUCAGACUCAUCGGCGGCCCGGGGCCACGUCCAACGGCGAGGUCUCGGGAAGAUGCGACAUGUUCAAUCCCGAUACCUGUGGAUCCAGGAGCGCGUGGGCAAGGGCGACCUCUCGAUCGCUGCGGUUCCUGGUAAGAACAAUGUCGCGGACGUGCUGACCAAGAGCGUGGGUGGAUCUCUCUUGAGGAGACACAUGGCGACGCUCAACAUCUGGGAUCGGGCACCGAGUUCGACCCAGAAGGAUAUCAAGUGA
Prorocentrum cordatum is the source of this 5745-nucleotide messenger RNA. The record is from the annotation of a GenBank genome assembly. Lineage: Eukaryota; Dinophyceae; Prorocentrales; Prorocentraceae.